AUGGGCUGCUCAUCUCUCCUUUCACUCGUGGCAAUCCUCACCGCCAGUGUCAGUGCCGUAGUUGCAGCGGGCUCAUCCUCCUACCCAGACACAGCAGCCCUCCUCCGCCGUCAGGCGCCAGGGACACCGCAGUAUGACUGCCACGCGAACUGCGGCGGCGUAAUCACCAUCGCCCGAACCGAGAACUACUGCGAAAACAGCACGUUCACGACUGAGCUAGAAGCGUGUCUGGACUGCGCACUCGAAUACGAUAUCUGGCAGUACUACGGGGAGAGUGUGGCCGCAGCCGCCGAGGGCUGUGGCCUCGAUGCUACCCCUGUGGCGGCGGCAAAUGCGACUACCAAUGGCACCGCUUCUGCUACCGGCAGCUCCUCUGUUGCCGGAAGCACCACCUCCGGCUCUGGCGGUGCAACGACGACGGCGGCAACAACCGUGUCUGCGACCGCUGCUUCUUCAGGUUCAGGCUCAGCAGGAGCUGCAAGUGAAACAAGCUCGGCGCCCGCUGCCACAUCCUCCUUCCCAGGUGCUGGUAAUCAACUCAUCAUUGGCGGUGGCGCCCUUGCCAUGGUUCCUAUCGGAGCUAUGUUGGUAGACUGGCUGUGA
Messenger RNA from Exophiala aquamarina CBS 119918, 603 nucleotides. RefSeq lists its product as uncharacterized. The record is from RefSeq and is a predicted model, not a curated record. The transcript has 3 exons. The coding region runs from base 1 to 603 and encodes 200 amino acids. NCBI's taxonomy places the organism in Eukaryota, Fungi, Ascomycota, Eurotiomycetes, Chaetothyriales, Herpotrichiellaceae.